AUGAACCAUCGCUACUUGGUCAUGGCUCAUGUUCCGUCGAGCAAGGUGGUCCAGAUGCAGAAGAAGAACCUUCAGUCGACUAAGGAAUAUGCACAUGCGCAGCAGCUCUCUCUGAACGAUCCCAUGAGUUGGGUGCCCCUGGACUUCGAGAACGCCUUCUCGCAGUAUGUCAGCAAGUUCGGCUUCGGCCACGGCAAAGUGUCGCUGCGUGUGGUCGAAGGCACCGAAGGCUACAAGGCAGUGAACCCUCAUUACCAAGCUUGGCUGGAAGACAAGCGCACGACUACCCUGAAGGACUUGAACGAGGUUGAUCGCUGUUUCGGCUGGGCGAAAUUUGUCCACAAGGUGGAUGGGAAGCAGACGGCUGCAUCCGCAUCAUCCUCUGCCGAGUCCAGGGUGGAGAAGGUGCACAGGCCCGAGCCUGGCGAGUCAGUCGAGUGGCGUCCAGCCAUCAUUCGAAAGGCGAGGGACGGGAGGAAUGACGACUACCAGAACCGCGACUACUUCAGGGUCCACUGGAUCCACGGCACGCCUGGCAACUCGGAUAACAACUUCUUGCUUCACAAAUCGGCCGUCCUCCUGGCACCCCGUGCGCCGAAGAUUGACGACAACACCCACUUCAGGCAUCUGGAGGUGCUGAAACAG
This is a messenger RNA of Symbiodinium necroappetens, 645 nucleotides long. The record is from the annotation of a GenBank genome assembly. NCBI's taxonomy places the organism in Eukaryota, Dinophyceae, Suessiales, Symbiodiniaceae.